GCGUGCGCAGGCAGACGGCGCUAAGCACGCAGCGGCUCGCUGAAAACGCUGCGAGACCGGGCUGAUAUGAGCGCUUGUGGUCAUUUACGCACGUUUGGAAAUUAUUUGACCUGCAGAGUCUUGUUGUGAGGACCACCGGCUGAGCUGCCGUAAAGGUUAAAGGGUAAGAUGGUGAGGUUGGACCUGGGAAAUGUAGUGCUGAGGCGGAUGAAGGAGGAGGACGUUGAGGCCGUUAAGGCCCUCAUAAAGGAGGGAUGCGAAGGGACAGAGAACCGCCUCAUCCUUCACCUCCUCACUCGUCCGCUGGCACUGCUCAUGCUGGCCACGUUGUCCUCCGUUCUCCGCUUCUUGGUGCACUCUUUCAUCGUGGCCCUGCUAAUCCCUGUCUUCCUUUGCAUCGUCUACCUCAAGCUCACCAUCCCGCGCUCCACGGGCAUCCUAGGCUCCACCAGGCCGUUCUGGGACUACUUGGGCAGCUGUUAUCAUGCCGGUUCUGAGCCGGAUCUGCCCAACCCACAUGCCGCCAAAGCCAAGCUACUCACCAACCAGGACAAGGCCAAACGUCGCAAGAAGGCCAAAGAGCUAGAGAGAGGGAAGACGAAGGAGGAGAAGGUGGAUGAAGAUGACUUGAAGGAGAGGGCCCGGGUGGCAGGGGAGGUGUGGGUUGCAGACUGUGAGGGUGAAGUGCUAGGCUGCGUGGCCCGUGACGGCUGGAGCCGGGAUGGGGUUUAUCGCAUAUGCAGGCUGGUGGUGCAGAGCUGGUACAAAAGAGAAGGUCUUGGAAGGCUGCUGGUCCAAAGCCUGGAGGCCAAAGCCAGGCAGAGUGGCAUCGCCAGGGUUUACGCUCACGUACCCUUCCCCUCCAAAGUCGGUGAGGCAUUUUUCAGGAAACUGGGCUACCGGCUACAAGGCGAGACGGCUGGAGUUCAAGAUGAGGAGGAGGAGGAGGAUGAUUACGAAGAGCCAGAGAAAGGCUGGCUUGGGUUCCCAGUGACUAAAGUGUUUGUUAAAGACUUGUGAGCGUGAUUGUAAUGGAAGGGAGUUGUUUACCGUAACUACAAUAUUUGUCUGAAAUUAUACAAUAAGCGCAUACUUUGGGAUGUUACUAAGAUUAUUUCCAAAAUCCAGUAAAAACAAUGGAAUUGUAUUGUCUUCUUGAAGAAGGCGGACGUGGCGCAGCGCUGACUGAGUUGCUAUAUUUAGUCGUCUGCAGUUUCAUUUUUAAAAAUGGAGAAUUAGCUCACAGACUAGGGGCAGCGAGCACUGCGGUGGGUUUUCAGUGGGUUUGGGUGAGUAAAGGAGCUCAAAGAGCACGGGGUUUUACCAAGGUAGAUGGAUUGGUUAGUGAGCAAUCUUUAAACUAAUUUUCAAUGCUUCAGUGCUACGUUCCUGGCUUGGUCACGCAAAAUACACCUUCAUAGAACAUCUCCCUGAGACGAGGGGGGCUAGGAGACUGUGUGAUAGACAUUUUGAAACACGAUAAAGGCAUUUUGAAGCUUACUGUUUUAAGGUUUCACUAUGAAGUAUUCAUGAUAAAGGCCCAACUAAUACAGUGCAAGAGUGAUAACCGGUAAUUGAAGGGGAAUUCCAUCGAUUUUUAACCGUUUCUGCACAGUUCAGUCAUUGACAUGCUAUUCAGAGUGGUUUGGUGUGGAAUGGCUGAUUGUAGAGACUCAGAUUUCUUUACAGUGGUGCUGAUAGGAACCAGGGGUCGCCAUGACAACAACACAA
Molecule: messenger RNA, 1731 nt
Organism: Colossoma macropomum (tambaqui)
Lineage: Eukaryota; Metazoa; Chordata; Actinopteri; Characiformes; Serrasalmidae
Gene: nat14
Product: N-acetyltransferase 14 (GCN5-related, putative)
Exons: 3
Coding region: 169-1020 (283 amino acids)
Molecular function (GO): N-acetyltransferase activity
Source: RefSeq, a predicted model, not a curated record